AUGGCGGAAGAAGAGAGUACAUUGGACGAUAUUGAACAGCUAGAUUUUUUAAAAGACAGACAUGUACGAUUUUUUCAAAGAUCCCUUCAAGUAUUACCAGAGAGAUACUCAUCCUUGGAAACAAGCAGAUUAACGAUUGUGUUCUUUGCUCUCUCUGGACUUGACGUUCUCGAUUCACUGGACGUAAUAGACAAGCCGAGCUUGAUAGAGUGGAUAUACUCGUUACAAGUUCUCCCCACUGAAGACCAAUCCAACCUGUGGAGAUGUGGUUUUCGUGGUUCCUCUCAUGUUGGAGUCCCGUACAACUCCUCAAAGGGCCCGGGGACCUCUCACCCUUACGACAGCGGCCACGUGGCCAUGACCUACACGGGCCUAGCGUGCCUCAUCGUCCUGGGUGACGACCUGAGCCGGGUCAACAAGGAGGCCUGUCUGGCCGGAUUAAGGGCUCUGCAGCUGGAGGACGGAAGUUUCUAUGCCGUACCGGAGGGAAGUGAGAACGACAUGCGGUUUGUUUACUGCGCUGCAUGCAUCUGCUUCAUGCUCGACGACUGGUCAGGCAUGGACAUCAAAAAAGCCAUGGACUACAUCAGGAGAAGUAUGUCAUAUGACAACGGCAUUGGCCAGGGAGCCGGUCUGGAGUCCCAUGGUGGCUCCACGUUCUGUGCUGUCGCGGCCCUGUGUCUGAUGGGGAAACUAGAGGAAAUGUUCAGCGAGAAAGAGCUGAACAGGAUUCGUCGCUGGUGCAUCAUGAGACAACAGAACGGUUUCCACGGGCGCCCCAACAAACCCGUUGACACUUGCUACUCCUUUUGGGUGGGCGCCACGCUAGAGCUUUUAGAUGUUUUCCGGUACACGAAUUUCGAGAAGAACCGGAACUACAUCCUGUCCACCCAAGACCGUUUGGUAGGAGGUUUUGCUAAGUGGCCCGACAGUCACCCAGACCCACUGCACGCCUACUUUGGCAUCUGCGGCCUGUCACUGAUAGGGGAGUCCAACCUCCAGCGAGUGCACCCCGCCCUAAACGUGAGCGAAAGAGCCUUCAAGCGUCUGGAGCAGCUGCACCAGUCGUGGAGAGAAAGCUCCUGCACAUGACAGGAGCUCUCUGCCUCCGCCUUCUCCUCCUCCUCCACUCCUCCACCUCCACCUGCCACUCGCAUGAACAACAGAACCAUAGCCUCUCUAAGCAAUGUGCAG
Molecule: messenger RNA, 1194 nt
Organism: Chanos chanos (milkfish)
Lineage: Eukaryota; Metazoa; Chordata; Actinopteri; Gonorynchiformes; Chanidae
Gene: pggt1b
Product: protein geranylgeranyltransferase type I, beta subunit
Exons: 9
Coding region: 1-1092 (363 amino acids)
Biological process (GO): protein geranylgeranylation
Cellular component (GO): CAAX-protein geranylgeranyltransferase complex
Molecular function (GO): CAAX-protein geranylgeranyltransferase activity
Source: RefSeq, a predicted model, not a curated record